This is a messenger RNA of Musa acuminata subsp. malaccensis (wild Malaysian banana), 1684 nucleotides long. The record is from RefSeq and is a predicted model, not a curated record. Lineage: Eukaryota; Viridiplantae; Streptophyta; Magnoliopsida; Zingiberales; Musaceae.
ACCACCACCCCAUCAUCGUCUCUCUCUCUCUCGUCGCAGUUGAAUCCCUCUCAGAAAGCGACGAUCUUGCACAACCUUCUUGAUCCAUGGAGGCGGGAUCUCCUCCGGCCGCGCCUGCCGACCCAUUCGAUGAGUUCUUUCCCCAGCAGCACGGCUGCGGCUCCGACGCCGACGUCGCCUCGCCCUCCGCCUCCAACUAUUCAUCCUGCGACGGUGAGGACUCGGAGCUCGAGCGGUACUGCAGCGCCAAUUCGGCGCUCGGCAGCGCCAGCCUCUGCAGCUCCGUCGGGAACUACGCCGACCUGCUCGAUUUCUCUGACGUAUGUGGCGCGAUAGAGAAUUCCCAGAGGGGUCGGCUCGGUGGGGACAUCGCUGCUUCUUGGGAUCGCUUCAAUCGGUACUCGGAGGAGGGCGCCGUUACGUCGCCGAGAGAAAAUUGUUCUUCCCCGUCCCAGCAUCUGCUGGCCUUGUCGGAUCGGAUGGGUUCGUUGCCCAGAAUCAGCACCGGGUCCAGGUUGCGUCCUGCAUCUGUCGACCGUCCGGGUGAAAGAACGCAGCUAAGGGUAGUUGAGGACCAGCAGGAAGCAGUGCCGUGUAAAGGGAAAGAAGUAGACUUCUUGGAUCGAGAUGUGAUCUCCAUGGGACGUGAUGACGGAUAUUCUGGCCAAAGUUCUUUGCUUUGUGCGAUGGCUGGUGCUGAAGAGGUUGGUUCUUUGGGGAAUUUAGGCUCUUCCUCUCGUGAUGUGAUGAUGGAAUCAGAUGAGGAUAGACCCUCCAGAUGCGAACAUUCGGACGGAGAGGACUCGAUGCUUGAAUAUGGUACAGAUUGUGAGAAUGCAAAUGGUCUGUGUGAAAACUUGCGGUGCAUUGAUGAGACUAAACAUGACAACCUUAACCCACUUCUAAUGAACUCAUCUGUAGCUUACGGUUCUGAUGAUUUGGAUGAGCUUAUGCGAGAAAAUGGUGGACUUGGUUUACAAUCUCUGUCACUUUACCAAGAUCAACCUAAUUUCCAGCAAACUGUGCCUGCAAAAGUUGAUGGACAUCUUCCAUUACUAUCCAACAGUCAUGUUAUUGAUCCUCUUCAUGAUGUAGAGAAAGAUGAGGAUGCCGUGGAUGUAUCAGCAGUGAACCAUAAAUUCCAAGUUACCGAUGAACCUAACUCUGAACUUUCACACAAGGGUAAGUUUCUUCCUGGAGAAUAUACUUUAGAAGAUCAGAUCAAGUCUAUGUACAAAGGUCUGAAAGGAGAUUUCUAUUCAAUAAGUGAUGGGAUUGCUGCAGAUGUUCAUGUGGAUGAAGCUCCAGAAAGACAGGUGUUUGGUGAGCCAGCUUCUGCUGACAAUGAUACUGUCAUAAAGAUUUCUUCCAUUUCAGUUGGAACAUCUCGACAUGAAAAAUGUUUUGGUCAAGACUAUGAUAAGCCAAGUUUGCUACUGCCAGUGGUCCACAGUGGCCAGAGUUCAAGUUUCCAGAUAGAGUUGGACAGGAGUUUAAAUUUUACGGAUUUAUCAGAAGAAAAUAUUGUAACUGAUGAGAGAAGACACUGGAUUAUGCUUUUUAAUGCUUUCCAUCCAUUGGAAGAUGUCAUUGAGCUUUGGAAAAUCUUUAUAAACUGUCAGCUCUGCUUAUGAACCUGCCAGUGAAACCUCACUUUUGAACUAAGUUAUAUUUCCCUGAUAUC